Acytostelium subglobosum LB1 is the source of this 1065-nucleotide messenger RNA. RefSeq lists its product as hypothetical. The transcript has 4 exons. Lineage: Eukaryota; Evosea; Eumycetozoa; Acytosteliales; Acytosteliaceae. Gene Ontology annotation, molecular function: O-methyltransferase activity. The record is from RefSeq and is a predicted model, not a curated record. The coding region runs from base 1 to 1065 and encodes 354 amino acids.
AUGGAUAGCUCAUCAGACUCUUUAGAUCAUAACAGUGGUGUAGGAAAGCAUCAUGCACAGUUUGAGAUUGGAGGUCUUCUGAUUGAGUUGUGUGUUUCAUUCUGGAAAUCAAGAUCUCUGUUUGUUGCUGCCAAGUUAGAUCUAGCUGUUCAUCUUUUAGACGGAAGCAAGUCAGUGGAGGUACUGGCAGAGUUGGUCGGAGCCAAUAAGGAGUCACUCUUCCGUCUGAUGAGAGCACUAUCCACCAUCGACAUCUUUGAACAAGUAUCUCCACGUGUGUUUGCCAACACGCCAAUUUCGCAUCACUUGGCAGUCAAUCGUGACAUCCACGCAGUGAUAGUUUCAGAGGGCAACGACAACAACUAUAGACUUUGGGAGUCAUUCUGUGAUACGGUAAAGAGUGGCAAGACAAACAGUGUGGAAAGAGUGUUUGGUGUGCCAACGAUGUGGAUGGCAAUGCAGGCCGAUCCAAAGUAUGAGGAGGACUUUAAAAAGUCAAUGACUGCCUUGACCAACUUCAAAGUACCUCACCUGGCUGGUCUCUAUGACUACUCAAAGUUUGAUACCGUUGUGGAUAUAGGUGGAUCAGAGGGAAUAUUAAUGGCAGAGUUACUAAGGAGAUAUCCCAACAUUAAGAAGGGCAUUAACUUUGACACCCCAACAGUCAUUUCCAACAACAAGAGAAGGGGACUUCGACACUCUGAUGAUGAACGCUAUCAUGACGUUGGUGGCGAUUUCUUUGAACAUGUCCCAGAAGCCGAUUGCUUCGUGUUGAAGCAGAUCCUUCACGAUUGGAAUGACCAAUGCUGUAGAGAUAUCCUCCAAUGUCUUUAUCGAUCACUUCGUCCCUACGGACAAAUAUGUAUUUAUGAUAGUAUCGUCGAGAGAGAAAGUCCAGUCUAUGGACAGGCCUGCUGGGUUGAUCUACAUAUGAUGCAGUUGAUUGAUGGCAAGGAACGUUCAGAAGCAGAAUGGAGGGAUUUAGCUGAAAGUGCUGGCUUUAAGGUGGACAAGCUGAUUGCUAAUGAGUUGGUAGUUCUAACCAAGAAGCACUCUCUGCAAUAG